AAUUAAAAACUAUAAUUUUAAUCUCCCCCAUUCUACCUACAUCAACCUCCUCCUUAAUCAAUAAGAAGUAGGGAGCGAUCUAUUCGGGAACUGGGUGUUAGAGCAGCAUGAAUGUCAGAGAGGAAUCAACCUGAAUCUGUCAUAACAUUGUAUUAUAUUCUUCAAUUCGAGGGGCAUGGGGUCUUCAGCAAGAGGUUUUGCGAACUCUGCAGUUUAGCGUGGAAGAUUUGGGAAAAAUGAAUUUCAAGAAGGAAAAGUCAGACGCGGCAACAGCUGCUGCGGACAGGGUCAAGGCAGCGGCAUUGUGUGUCGCGAAGGGGUUGAGCCGGACGCAAGCAGAGAGGGCUGCCUCUGCCGUGGCGCCGAAUGUGAAUGAGUUCGGGCAGAAGGAGGAGGGACCGAGUCGGUGGCAGGAGCGAAAGGAAGCGAAGAGGCAAAUGUAUUUGUUGAGUACAGAGAGGGCGGUGACGUUAGGAGUGAGGAAGGAUCCAACGAAGUUAGCGGGAGCGGGGGCAGUUGGAGGUUCCCAGCAUUGCCAGAAGUGUUUUCAGAUGGGACACUGGACUUACGAGUGUCAAAAUGAGAGGGUGUAUGUCUCUCGACCGACUCGGACGCAGCAGCUCAUGAAUCCUAAGUUACGGCCCGAGCUUAUGGAUCCUGAAGAAAUUUUGGCGGGUCUGCACAGAUUGCAGCGAGAUACUCUGCAAGGAGCCGCGUUUAUGAAAGCAGACAAAAGUAAAACGCGUUAAGCAAACGGAGGCUUUUCUGAAAAAGAACAGGAGUGAUAAUUUUGCAUUAACUAAUUUUGAAAGCUCCAGGAGUGUUUUUGACUUUGGUUACACCAAUUCGGAUCGGAAGAGGGGGCGAAAAGAUCGCUCCCGAAAUCCAACGAGAAGCCUUGGACCAAGUUUUUCAUUAAGCAGUGAUGAUGAUCGUGAAAAGCAAAAGCUGGCGAAUGCCAUGAUGCACACGUUUUGUGCGUUUUGAAAACUUGUCCUGUGUGACUUUCACGAUUCUUCUUAAAGUUCUGGAUUUAUAGAUUGGUAGAUAUGAUUAUGACUGUCGCAGUUCGCACUACGCCUCGUUGAUAGAAGAUAAUUACUUCAUAAUUGACUACCGUGAAGCGUGAACCUUUGUGUGUGACUGAUCGGAACUUAAAUCUCACCUCUUUUUAAGUCUUUUCAACACACGGCAGAGAAGACGAUCCUGGUGCUGAUUACUCAUAUCGCAGGCUCGGCUGGGAUGUAACACACCCCAUUACGAUGCAACGAUUGUCAGUUGUGCCAGCGAUUAGUCAACUUGUCGUCAGUUCUAGUAUUGAGAAACUGUUCAGUCCACCUACAACUUGGAGGUUUUGCAGCAAAUCAUUUGAGCACAAGACACUAUUUGGUCAUGAUCUUAUGAUUUGCGUGGAGGUGAGCGAAAGACUGAGGGCCAUCUUCAAGAUGAGGUGCAUCAUGAAUGCAAGCUGUGUUUCCGUGAUCUCUUUUUGCUAAAGUCUUUCUCCUCAAAGGUUUUAUGAAUUGGGCUUAAGACUGUUGUACCUGGUGCACCUUCUUUGACACAUAACGUUUCAGGGGACUAGGUUUGUAAGAGUACUUGUUUUACGUUCUGGUGGAAGCGUAAACUUUGUUUUGAUGUUUCAGGUUGGGUCACAGUUUACUGCUACGUGAGUUAAGUCGUUUAUGUAAAAUCAUUAGAAUUGUGCCUCCGAUGGUAUCUGUUCCUGCCAUUCUAACUCAGAACUUUGUUGGGUGGAUUGAAUCGGCUGGACAUUAAUAUUCUCACUUCCUCCCAAGUUCCAAACGAAAUCAAAGAAAAACCAUGGUACAGAAGUGUCUGGGAAUGUCAAUCUUCGAACAAUGAUACUUCUCUUCUUUGAUAUGUACAAAAGAAGAUGUGCUUAUAAAUAAAGCUUCAAUAGGUGACAAAGUGA
This is a messenger RNA of Physcomitrium patens, 1936 nucleotides long. NCBI's taxonomy places the organism in Eukaryota, Viridiplantae, Streptophyta, Bryopsida, Funariales, Funariaceae. The record is from RefSeq and is a predicted model, not a curated record.